Molecule: messenger RNA, 1620 nt
Organism: Pseudomyrmex gracilis
Lineage: Eukaryota; Metazoa; Arthropoda; Insecta; Hymenoptera; Formicidae
Product: neprilysin-like
Exons: 11
Coding region: 38-1438 (466 amino acids)
Biological process (GO): protein processing
Cellular component (GO): plasma membrane
Molecular function (GO): metalloendopeptidase activity
Source: RefSeq, a predicted model, not a curated record
CCUAUUUGUUUUCUAAUGCUCUCAGUUAACAAGCAGCAUGGGAACAUCGACGGAUAUUGAUCGAUAUUUCUUUCCGUUAACAAUCCAACAAUUGCAAGAAGAGUAUGACAAACAACAACCAGAAAUGAAUGGAAAGAUUGACUGGCAUUCAGCCAUUCAAGAAGUGUUUGCUUCAGAAGGAAUCACGAUUGAACCGGAUGAAAAGCUCAUGGUUCCAGCAUACAAAUAUCUCACCAAUUUAGUACCGUUAUUGGAACGAACACCAUCACGUACUAUUGUUAAUUUUAUGCAAUGGACCAUACUCAAACAGCUAAUUGAUUACACCAAACAACCCGAAGCAAACAGUUUCGCAGGCGUAAUAUUGCAUGCGGACGCAGUCGAUAACCAAAUGGAAGAAGAUGAUACAAGGUGGAUAAGUUGCAUGAGGACGCACAACUUAAAAUCUGCUAUUUCACAUGAAUAUAUCAAGAAAUACAUAUCGCUCGAAAACAUAGAGGACAUCAGAGAAAUAACUACAGACGUUCAAAGCUCUGUUCGUCAACAAAUACAAAAAGUCACAUGGAUGGAUGAACCUACAAAAGUAGCGUCACUCGAGAAAUUCGCGCAUAUGAACUUCGGGUUUUUUAAGCCCGAUUGGUACAGCGACGAAGCUAUUGCCAGAUAUUACGAAAACCUGAACGUCAGUAUGGGAUAUCUCGACAAUAUCAUAAAUAUUAUUAAAUUCGAGAGGAAGGCACUACUGAACUUGCUCAGAACACCCGUAACCAAAGACUUAUGGUUUAUGGAACCGUCAGUACCGUUUGCAUACUACACUCCUUUUCUCAAUAAAAUCGUUGUAACUGCUGCCUUAUUACAAAGUCCUGUGUAUGACAGAAAUCGUGUUGCGUUGAUGAAUUAUGGAUCGCUAGGAGUUGUUAUUGGACAUGAAAUUAAUCACGCCUACACUUCGAUAAAUAGUAAAUUUGACAAAGAUGGCAACAUUGGGCAAUGGUGGACACAAAACACUAUCAAUAAUUACAACAAUAUAACGCAAUGUUUCGUUGACCAAUACAACGAGUAUCUAGUUCCGGGAUUAGAGAAUAUUCGAGUAAACGGACAACAGUCGGUUAAUGAAAACUUUGCCGAUUCUGCUGGAAUUGUAGCUGCAUAUUAUGCGUACAAGAACAGAAAAGCAAGACUGAAUGAAACAGAUUGGCGACUGCAAGGAUUGGAAGAGUACAGUGAAGAUCAGAUUUUUUUCUUGACUCAUGCUCAAUUCUUCUGUGAAAUUGCUCUGCCGGAACGGAUAGAACAAGAUAGUAUUUUUGAUCCUGUCCAUCCUGCGAAAGAAAUUCGGGUUCGCGGCAGUUUUUCGAACUUUCGUGAGUUCUCUGAGAUUUACAAUUGUUCCCUGGGAAAUCGAAUGAAUCCGGAGAAGAAGUGCGUAGUUUGGUACUAAACCGACGAACAACGAAGACACGUGGAANUAAUGGAACUACAAAAUUAUGAUUGCGGGUUUUUCUUUCCUUCAGCAAACAAGUCAUUUGUAAUAAUCAAAAACAUAUUACAUAUGUAAUACAUUAGUGCUUGUUAAAUAUUAAAUACAUUUGGGAUAAAAUAGUUUUGAGUUUAUUUCGCACG